CUGCUCUCUCUAGACAGAUGACGCCACAGGUUGGCAUUGGCAGCAAGGUAGAUGGAUAGAGACAAGGACAGCCAGCCCCCCUCCCCUCUACUCUCCUACUGUGUGGAUCAAAAGAUAGAUAAAUAAAACAAAGCAGAUUGACAAGUAAAUGAAUUUUUCAGGAAAAUUCCAAAGCCCAAAUAAAAACUAAGACCGGAGCUUUCCAUCAUCACCUUGCGCAAGGCCAGCGAGCAGCCGCCGUGUUUUUUAUAGCCCGGCUGACCAAUCGCCGGAGGAGGAACUCACCACCAGGUGUUCGCCCAUUUGGGUGUGUGUGAUGGAUGGAUAGAUAGAUUCCAAGUUUCCAACCCCAGCUAGCUGCUACUUGUUUGCUCCAAGCAGAAGCCAAGAACAGCUCCCUCCCAAGGAAGGAUCUUUUUCUUUUCCUGGAUUUGGCCCGGUUCUGUUCGGGAAAUCUUGGGCUGCCGGCGGCUGGAUCUCCGGGAGGAGGAUUUGAUGCCGGUUCUUGCUCCAUUUUGAGCCCGAAUCAUCCUGCCUCGGGACAGGCGACAGGCGAGCGGCCUUUCGAGCUCCCAGGAGCCGCGGAGGGUGAGCGAGGCGGCCUCCGAGCGCUCGGGAAGGCGGCGAUGCCGCUGGUUUGAUUCUGGUUCACGCUGCUGCUGGGGAUGGAAUCCAGCGGGGAGGAGCUCCUGAAGAAGAUCCGGCAGCUGGAGGUGGGCCAGGCGCAGCUCAAGCAGGAGAUGUCCAAGUUCGCGCUGCCACCGACCGGCGGCGGAGGGGAGCGCCGGCGCUCGCAGUCCGUCUCGCCCAGCCGCGGCGCGCCGCCUCAUCCUGCGCCGGCGCCGGCGCCCUCGAGGCGGCUCUCCGGGGGACUUGAUGGAGGCCCGCGGGGGUGGGGCCGUGGCUCCGCGUCCUUCUCGCACUCGUCGCCGCUGCAGCGGGAAGGCCGUGCCGCGGCCGAAGGCGGCGCCACGGGCGCUGGGCUGGCGGAGCGGCAGUACCGCAGGGUGCUCCAGUCGCUGGGGCAGUCCGUCCACAUUCUUGACCUCGAUGGAAGGAUCAUAUACUGGAAUCGGUCUGCAGAGAAUCUCUAUGGUUAUCCUGCAUCAGAAGUACUUGGUCAGGAUGCACUCAUGCUGCUGGUUGAUUCCCGUGACCUCAGUGUGGUAAAUGAUAUGUUUCGACGCAUUUCUUUGGGUGAGAGUUGGACUGGGAAGUUUCCAGUUAAGAACAAGGCAGGGGAUAGGUUUUUAGCUGUUGGCACCAACACUCCAUUUUAUGAUGAGGAUGGCAGUUUGGUGGGCAUUAUUUGUGUUUCAAGUGAUUCACGCGCAUUGGAGGAGAUACUCAGUGGACCUUCAACCUCUGCCAGGUCCCAUUCAGAAUCAUCUAGCCCCUCCUGUUGUGAUGGCAGUUGCAGCAACAGUAAUCGAAAAACCAGUUUGUUGAACAGAAAUCCGUUUGAUCCCCAGCAGUCUACUAUAGCCUCCAAGAUAACAAAUUUGGCUAACAAGGUUACAAAUAAAGUUCGUUCGAGGGUCAAGAUGGAUGAGAAUGGCAUGCUACGGGAAGGUGGCAGUGGUGAGAGUCAGUGCUCUGAUCGUGAUAACAAGGAAGGUCCAUCUAGUGGACCAAGUACACCAAGAGGAGAUGCACCACAUGGCGCCUUCGGCACCGAAGAGAAUUCCCCUGGAAAAUCAACCAAAACAAAUGGUGAUGAAUCAGAAGCGAAAAUAGGUCUCCACAAGAUCUUGAGCUCAAAAGCAGAGGCAUUGUUGAACAAGAAAGGGAUAACAUGGCCUUGGAAAGGGCGGGAGAAUGACGGGCCUGAUUGCAGAAAUCAAGUGACCUGGCCAUCAUUGCAUGGUGAGCAAGAGAAUGGCCAGAAUCAUCCGAAAAUCUCUGACACUCAAGUGGCCGAAUUCAACCAACCUAAUAAAAAUGAGGCAUCAGGUUCCUGGUCUUCUUUCAACAAUAACAGCUCAAGUAGUGCAAGCAGCACUGGAAGCACCAAUAGUAGUGCUCUAUACAAAAUAGACCAUGAAGCAGACUGUCUGGAUUAUGAAAUCCUGUGGGAAGAUCUUGUAAUUGGAGAACAAGUAGGCCAAGGCUCCUGUGGGACAGUAUAUCAUGCCUUGUGGUAUGGCUCGGAUGUGGGUGUGAAAGUUUUCUCCAGGCAGGAAUAUUCCGAGGAAGUGAUACAGGCCUUUCGACAAGAGGUAUCCCUUAUGAAGAAAUUACGUCAUCCUAAUAUACUGCUCUUCAUGGGUGCGGUUACAUCUCCACACCGCCUCUGUAUUGUUACCGAGUUCCUCCCACGUGGAAGUUUAUUUCGCUUACUUCAAAGAAGCACUACCAAGUUGGAUUGGAGACGACGUGUUCACAUGGCUUUAGAUGUUGCAAGGGGCAUGAAUUAUCUUCAUCACUAUAGCCCACCUAUCAUUCAUCGAGAUUUAAAAUCGUCAAAUCUACUGGUUGAUAAGAACUGGACUGUUAAGGUUGCAGAUUUUGGUCUUUCACGUCUCAAGCGUGAAACUUAUCUGACAACAAAAACAGGAAAAGGAACGCCACAAUGGAUGGCUCCGGAGGUAUUGCGCAAUGAACCUUCAGAUGAAAAGUCUGAUGUAUAUAGCUAUGGGGUGAUCCUAUGGGAGCUUGUCACUCAGAAGAUACCCUGGGAAAAUCUCAAUUCAAUGCAGGUCAUUGGUGCAGUAGGUUUCAUGAACCAAAGGUUGGAGAUUCCCAGUGAAACAGAUCCUUACUGGACAUCACUUAUACUCAGUUGUUGGGAAACUGACCCACAAAGCCGUCCGUCGUUCCAAGAACUUCUGGAGAAGCUCAGGGAACUACAAAGGAAGUACGCUGUCCAGAAUCAGGUGCAGCGAAAUGCAUCUGCCGCUGCGAAGAAUAGCAUCAUCGAGGAAUGAAGAUUCCAACCUCUUGCUAAGGCGGUGGGUGUGUGAGUGAGGAGGGAAUAUUGUCGGUCGGCGAUGGAGCGACGUUUUAACCCAAGAAAAGAUUCGUGCCUCCUGUGUGAUUGUUUCAUGGAACAGCCGAGGCUGAAGAUUGUGCAGAUGAGGCGUCCUCUGAAUUCGUGUGAGGAUAUGCCUGAACUUCCUCCGACUGCAAUUUCUGGCAUCAAAGAUUAGAGUAGGGAGCCGAGGCUGGCGCUUUUGGGGUUCUACAUUCCGUGGUGAUGCGCGACUAACACGCGAUCGGAUUGAUCGGGCUUGCAUUUGUAACACGGAGAGGACGGUGUUGCUUUGUAGAUUGUUCAUUGUUCUGAUGACAAAUUGUACACGAGCUGCCAAUCAUCAAGAACCUUGUAAGAUUCAUGCU
Molecule: messenger RNA, 3339 nt
Organism: Triticum aestivum (bread wheat)
Lineage: Eukaryota; Viridiplantae; Streptophyta; Magnoliopsida; Poales; Poaceae
Product: dual specificity protein kinase shkD
Exons: 14
Coding region: 666-2927 (753 amino acids)
Biological process (GO): regulation of DNA-templated transcription; protein phosphorylation
Molecular function (GO): protein serine/threonine kinase activity; ATP binding
Source: RefSeq, a predicted model, not a curated record